AUGUGUGGUAUUUUCGGUUAUUUGAAUUAUUUGGUCAAACGCGAUCGUCGAUUCAUUGCUGAUAUUCUCAUCAAUGGUCUUCAUCGUUUGGAAUACCGUGGUUAUGAUUCAUCCGGCAUUGCCUUCGAUGGUGAUGAAUAUCUAGGUCAAUCAGAUGAUCCAUCAUCGAAAGCCAAACGUGCAUGUAUAGUCGUCCGUCAAAAAGGCAAAGUUGAAGAACUUGAACAUGCUACAAAAUCUUUGGAAAAUAUCAACUGGGAUGCUGAAUUUACUGUUCAUGUCGGCAUUGCACAUACACGUUGGGCAACACAUGGUGAACCAAGUGCUGUGAAUUCCCAUCCCCAACGUUCUGAUGAACAAAAUCAAUUCGUUUGUGUUCACAAUGGAAUCAUCACAAAUUACAAAGAUAUCAAACAAUAUCUUACCAACAAAGGUUAUCAAUUCGAAUCGGAGACUGAUACUGAAGUGGUCGUCAAAUUAGUUAAAUAUCUUUAUGAUAAACAUAAGAAUGAAAAGAUCACAUUUCAAAAACUCAUCGAAAUGGCUUGUUCACAAUUGGAAGGUGCUUUCGCUCUUCUCUUCAAAAGCACACACUUUCCAGGUGAACUAUGUGCUACACGUCGUGGAAGUCCAAUGGUUAUUGGUGUUAAAUGCGCUGAUCAACUUGCUGCUAAUCAUAUUCCAGUCAUGUUCAGCAAAGACAUUUCCAAUGCCCGACUUACGAAAGAUCUAUUCAAUCAUCAAAACACAAAAGAUUCUCGAAAUGAUGUUCAUUUGUCCGAAACGACUUCAUCAAACCUACGUGGCGUCUUCUCACCUCCAUUGAUGAUUACUGAUCAAAACACAUCAGAACUCUCCGUAACUGGCAAUGAUCGUAGUAUUGAAUACUACUUUGCUUCUGAUGCCAGUGCUAUUAUCGAACACACAAAUCAAGUUAUUUUCAUGGAAGAUGAUGAUCUUGCUGUUGUCAGCAAUGGUGCAUUAACCAUUCAUCGUACCCAACACGGUGAAGUUUCAGGUCAGUCAGCUAUUCGUGAAAUUCACGAACUUAAGAUCGAAUUACAACAAAUCAUGAAAGGAAAUUAUAAAUAUUUCAUGCAAAAAGAAAUCUACGAACAACCCGAAUCAGUUGUCAACACGAUGCGUGGUCGUGUGAACUUCAACACACGAAAAGUUGUACUUGGUGGCAUCAAAGAUUACAUCAGUGAAAUUCGUCGUUGCCGUCGAUUGAUUUUAAUCGCUUGUGGUACAAGUUACCAUUCAGCUGUUGCUACACGGCAAUUGCUGGAGGAAUUAUCUGAAUUACCAGUUAUGGUCGAACUCGCUUCUGACUUUCUCGAUCGCAAUACGCCAGUCUUUCGUGAUGAUGUUUGCAUAUUCAUUUCACAAUCAGGUGAAACAGCUGAUACUAUCUUAGCUUUACGUUAUUGUAAACAACGUGGUGCACUCAUCGUUGGCUUCACCAACACAGUCGGAUCGAGUAUUUCACGUGAAUCACAUUGUGGUGUUCACAUCAACGCUGGACCUGAAAUCGGUGUUGCCAGUACCAAAGCUUACACAAGUCAAUUCCUUGCGCUUGUUCUCUUCGGUCUUGUCUUAUCCGAAGAUUCGAUUUCAAAGGAACCACGGCGCCGAGCUAUCAUUGAUGGUCUUCAACAAUUACCAGACUUGAUUAAAAAAGUUCUUCAAUGUGAUAAGAAAAUUCGAGAAUAUGCAGAGGCUUUGUACAAAGAAUCCUCGUUGUUAGUCAUGGGUCGUGGCUUCAACUUUGCUACAUGUCUCGAAGGAGCUUUGAAAGUUAAAGAAUUGACUUAUAUGCACUCUGAAGGUAUUCUUGCUGGUGAAUUGAAACAUGGCCCAUUAGCUAUGGUUGAUGACAACAUGCCAAUUGUAAUGAUUAUCAUGGACGAUCCAGUUAAAACCAAAUGUAUGAAUGCUUAUUCGCAAGUUCAAGCACGUGGUGGUCAACCCGUCUUGAUCUGUAAUGAUGAUGAUGAAGAAUUGAUCAAAUUAGCCAACCGAAACAUCACCGUUCCACGUACAGUUGACUGUCUUCAAGGUAUCUUAUGUGUUGUUCCAAUGCAAUUACUUUCAUUUCAUAUUGCCGUCUUACGUGGCUAUGAUGUUGAUUGUCCAAGAAAUUUGGCUAAAUCCGUUACAGUCGCAUAA
This is a messenger RNA of Adineta ricciae, 2169 nucleotides long. Lineage: Eukaryota; Metazoa; Rotifera; Eurotatoria; Adinetida; Adinetidae. The record is from the annotation of a GenBank genome assembly.